AUGCUCGCGCUGGAGGCGGCGCUGCUGAACAAGGGCUUGCUAACAGCAGAGGAGUUGGAUGCUAGGACUCGCCAAUUCAGCGAUGACCCGUCCGCCGAAGUGGCGCGGCGAAACGAUGCAGGACUUGCGGAGCGUGUGCGGCGGCGCAUCUUUCAGCCACAGCCUCUCGAACAGCAGGCCGCAUCGCCUUCGCGCUUUGCCGUUGGCGACGCAAUUGUGGUGCGUAACAUUCAUCCUCAUAGGAAGAGCAUAGGGAGAGCAGCAAUGAGCGGGAAUCAUGACCAUAACGGUGAGCAUCAUCCUGAGCCGCAGUCUUACGCUGCGCUGCGAACUAAGGCAAUAGAGUCAUUGCUUAUAGAGAAGGGCUUGCUUUCGACCGAUGCGAUAGACGUGCGGGUGCAAGCAUAUGAGCAGGACAUCGGGCCGUUGAACGGCGCGAAGGUAGUGGUGCGCGCUUGGACGGACGCGGAAUACAAAAGGCGUCUGCUGGAGGACGGGACGGCGGCGAUCGCAGAACUGGGUUUCUUCGGCGCGCAGGGUGCGGAGAUUAUCGUGCUGGAGAACACACCGACGGUUCACAAUGUGGUCGUAUGCACGCUUUGCUCUUGCUACCCCUGGCCCGUGCUGGGCCUGCCGCCGCGCUGGUACAAGUCGGAUGCUUACAGGGCGAGGGUGGUCAUAGAGCCGCGAGCCGUGCUGCAGGAGUUCGGGCUGGCGCUGGAUGAAUCGGUGGAGGUGCGUGUGUGGGACAGCAACUCGGAUAUUCGAUAUAUGGUAUUGCCGGAGCGACCAGAGGACACGAAGAAUAUGGAUGCGGAUGCGCUUGCUGCGCUGGUAACGCGGGACAGCAUGAUUGGCGUGGCGCAAGUCAAGACGCCGAUGCCGACGGCUUAG
Messenger RNA from Geodia barretti, 894 nucleotides. The record is from the annotation of a GenBank genome assembly. NCBI's taxonomy places the organism in Eukaryota, Metazoa, Porifera, Demospongiae, Tetractinellida, Geodiidae.